This is a messenger RNA of Pocillopora verrucosa, 5579 nucleotides long. The record is from RefSeq and is a predicted model, not a curated record. Lineage: Eukaryota; Metazoa; Cnidaria; Anthozoa; Scleractinia; Pocilloporidae.
AUGGCGGAAGGUCCAAGAAAAGCUCUAGGAGACGUCACACCACCUUCUGGAGAAGAUGAAGAAGAAGGAAAAGAAUUAACUCUUGAUUUUGAUGAAGACGCUUUGACAGCAAUAGUUGAAGUUAACAAGAAUGAAAGUAACGACGUUCACACAAAAGAAGAUCUUUUAAACGCCAUCCACUUUUACACGGAAGAAAUUAAAGAGAAAUGCGAAAACAAAGAAUUGAAGGCCAAACUGUAUAACGACAGGGCAACAGUAUAUUUCAAAUUAGGCAAUUACCAGGAUUCACUGGGAGAUGCAACAACCGCCCAUCAUCUACAACCAACAUAUCUGAAGGCAAUUGUUACAGGAGCAAGUGCCUGUCUUGCGCUGAAUAAGCCUGAAGAAGCGCUCAGAUGGUGUGUUCAAGGAUUAGCUACGAAGACAGUAAUCGAUAUAAUAAAGCAAGACCUCCACAAUGCAAGAGAACUGGGAGACAGGGCUGGCGAGGGACAUGCCUACCACGAUCUUGGCAUGGCUUAUUACCAGCUGGGUGAUAUCAAUCAAGCCACAGAGUACCACAAACAACAUCUUACUAUUGCCAAAGUACUGGAAGACAGGGCAGGCGAGAGAAGGGCCUACCACAAUCUUGGCUUGGCUUAUCGCGUGCUGGGUGACUUCAAUCAAGCCAUAGAGUACCACAAACAACAACUUACUAUUGCCGAAGAACUGGGAGACAGGGCAGACGAAAGAAACGCCUACCACAAUCUUGGCUCGGCUUAUUACCAGCUGAAUGAUUUCACUCAAGCCAUAGAUUACCACAAAAAACAUCUUAGUAUUGUUAAAGAACUGGGAGACAGGGCAGGAGAGGGACAUGCCUACCACGAUCUUGGCUCGGCUUAUCAAAACCUUGGUGAUUUCAAUCAAGCCAUAGAGUACCACAAACAACAUCUUACUAUUGCCGAAGAACUGAGAGACAGGGCUGGUGAGGGACAUGCCUACCACGAUCUCGGCAUGGCUUCUUACCAGCUGGGUAAUAUCAAUCAAGCCACAGAGUACCACAAACAACAUCUGACUAUUGCCGAAGAACUGGGAGACAGGGCAGGCGAGAGAAGGGCCUACCACAAUCUUGGCUUGGCUUAUCGCGUGCUGGGUGAUUUCAAUCAAGCCAUACAGUACCACCAACAACAUCUUAUUAUUGCCAAAGAACUGGGAGACAGGGCAGACGAAAGAAAUGCCUACCACAAUCUUGGCUCAGCUUAUUACCAGCUGAAUGAUUUCACUCAAGCCAUAGAGUACCACAAACAACAUCUCAGUACUGUUAAAGAACUGGGAGACAGGGCAGGCGAGGGACAUGCCUACCACGAUCUUGGCUCGGCUUAUCACAAGCUUGGUGAUUUCAAUCAAGCCAUAGAGUAUCACAAACAAUAUCUUACUAUUGCCGAAGAACUGGGAGACAGGGCUGGCGAGGAACAUGCCUGCCAUGAUCUUGGCUUGGCUUAUUACCAACUGGGUGAUUUCAAUCAAGCCAUAGAGUACCACAAACAACAACUUACUAUUGCCGAGGAACUGGGAGACAGGGCAGACGAAAGAAACGCCUACCACAAUCCUGGCUCAGGCUAUCACAACCUUGGUGAUUUCAGUCAAGCCAAAAAGUAUCACAAACAACAUCUUACUAUUACCGAAGACCUGGGAGACAGGGCGGACGAAAGAAAUGCCUACCACAAUCUUGGCUCGGCUUAUUACCAGCUGGGUGAUUUCAAUCAAGCUAUAGAGUACCACAAACAACAUCUUGGUAUUGCCAAAGAACUGGGAGGCAGGGCAGGCGAGGGACAUGCGUACCACGAUCUUGGCUCGGCUUAUCACAAGCUUGGUGAUUUCAAUCAAGCCAUUAAGUAUCACAAACAACAUCUUACUAUUGCCAAAGAACUGGGAGACAGGGCUGGCGAGGGACAUGCCUACCACAACCUUGGCUUGGCGUAUCACGUACUGGGUGAUCUAAAUCAAGCCAUAGAGUACCACAAACAACAACUUAGUAUUUCCGAAGAACUGGGAGACAGGGUAAACGAAAGAAAUGCCUACAACAAUCUUGGCUCGGCUUAUCACAACCUUGGUGAUUUCAAUCAAGCCAUACAGUACCACAAACAACAUCUUACUAUUGCCGAAGAACUGGGAGACAGGGGAAACGAAAGAAACGCCUAUCACAAUCUUGGCUCGGCUUAUCAGAACCUUGGUGAUUUCAGUCAAGCCAUAAAGUAUCAUAAACAACAUCUUACUAUUGCCGAAGAACUGAGAGACAGGGCUAGCGAGGGACAUGCCUACCACGAUCUUGGCUUGGCUUAUUACCAGCUGGAACUGGGUGACAAGGCAGACAAGGGACGGGCCUACCACAAUCUUGGCUCGGCUUAUUACCAGCUGGGUGAUCUCAAUCAAGCCAUACAAUACCACAAACAACAACUUACUAUUGCCGAAGAACUGGGAGACAGGGCAGACGAAAGAAAUGCCUACAACAAUCUUGGCUCGGCUUAUCACAACCUUGGUGAUUACAAUCAAGCCAUAAAGUAUCACAAACAACAUCUUACUAUUGCUAAAGAACUGGGAGACAGGGCUGGCGAGGGACAUGCCUACCACAAUCUUGGCUUGGCGUAUCACGUACUGGGUGAUCUCAAUCAAGCCAUAGAGUACCACAAACAACAACUUAGUAUUGCCGAAGAACUGGGAGACAGGGUAGACGUAAGGAAUUCCUACAACAAUCUUGGCUCGGCUUAUCACAACCUUGGUGAUUUCAAUCAAGCCAUACAGUACUACAAACAACAUCUUACUAUUGCCGAAGAACUGGGAGACAGGGGAAACCAAAGAAACGCCUAUCACAAUCUUGGCUUGGCUUAUCAGAACCUUGGUGAUUUCAGUCAAGCCAUAAAGUAUCAUAAACAACAUCUUACUAUUGCCGAAGAACUGAGAGACAAGGCUGGCGAGGGACAUGCCUACCACGAUCUUGGCUUGGCUUAUUACCAGCUGGAACUGGGAGACAGGGCAGACAAGGGACGGGCCUACCACAAUCUUGGCUCGGCUUAUCAUAAGCUGGGUGAUCUAAAUCAAGCCAUACAAUACCACAAACAACAACUUACUAUUGCCGAAGAACUGGGAGACAGGGCAAACGAAAGAAAUGCCUACAACAAUCUUGGCUCGGCUUAUCACAACCUUGGUGAUUUCAAUCAAGCCAUACAGUAUCACAAACAACAUCUUACUAUUGCCGAAGAACUGGGAGACAGGGCAGACGAAAGAAACGCCUACCACAAUCUUGGCUCGGCUUAUCACAACCUUGGUGAUUUCAGUCAAGCCAUAAAGUAUCAUAAACAACAUCUUACUAUUGCCGAAGAACUGGGAGACAGGGCUGGCGAGGGACAUGCCUACCACCAUCUUGGUUCGGCUUAUCAUAAGCUUGGGGAUUUCAAUCAAGCCAUAAAGUAUCAGAAACAACAUCUUACUAUUGCCGAAGAACUGGGAGACAGGGCUGGCAAGGCACAUGCCUAUCACAAUCUUGGCUUGGCUUAUCACGUGCUGAGUGAUUUCAAUCAAGCCAUAGAGUACCACAAACAACAACUUAGUAUUGCCGAAGAACUAGGAGACAGGGCAGACGAAAGAAAUGCCUACCACAAUCUUGGCUCAGCUUAUCACAAGAUUGGUGAUUUCAAUCAAGCCAUAAAGUAUCACAAAAAACAUCUUACUAUUGCCGAAGAAUUGGGAGACAGGACAGGCGAGGGACAUGCCUACCACAAUCUUGGCUCGGCUUAUUACCAGCUGGAUGAUUUCGCUCAAGCCAUAGAGUAUUACAAACAACACCUUAGUAUUGCCAAAGAACUGGGAGACAGGACAGGCGAGGGACAUGCCUACCACGAUCUUGGCUCGGCUUAUCACAACUCUGGUGACUUGCACCAAGCGGUUGAUUAUUAUCAACGCAGUGUUAGAUUUUUCAAUCAGUUAAGAGUUCUUCAAGCUAAAGAUGAGUUGAAAGUAACCUUCCGCAAUGCACAUCAAUGCAGUUAUAAUGCUCUCUGGAGAACUUUGCUUAAGCUGUCAAAAUUCGACGAGGCGUUGUGUGUUGCGGACCAAGGACGAGCCCAAGCCUUGUUAGAUCUCAUCAAACUACGAUAUGGCUCCCAACUGCCAGUUUCUGGAUCAGCUGAGGUUCAACCAGGGAUCUUCGAAAUGGUCACUAAUAUCUCUGGUCCGACGCUUUUUGUUGCACUACAAGAAAACGCAGUUAACCUGUGGGUAAUCGGGAAAGACGGAAAUGUACAGUUUACACAGAAGGAAGUAAAAUAUCGCUUGGGAGGUGCGACCGACUAUUUAAAGAGUUUAAGGAAGAAGGCUUAUGAAGAAGUACGAGGACAAUUCCGUGUAGUCUGUGAAAACCGCACAUUAGAUGAGACAAGCACCGAACAAGAAUUGCCACCCGCCGGUGAAGAAACAGGAAACCUAUUACAGUCUGACAAGAAUCCUCUACGUCUCUUUCAUGAGUGCAUCAUAAGUCCUAUUUCAAAUUUCAUCGAAGAUGGUGAGUUGGUCGUCGUUCCUGAUGGUCCACUGUGCCUCGCCCCUUUUGCUGCAUUUUUGGAUUCCGAAUCAAAGUACCUCAGUGAAUCCGUGAGAUUGCGGUUUCUUCCGUCAUUGAUGUGUAUGAAACUGAUUAACGAUUCUCCUGAAGAUUAUCACCAAAAGAGUGGGGCGUUACUCGUAGGAGAUCCAAAUCUAGAAGAAUUUACCACCUUGCUGGGAGAGGACAAAUUUUCAUCCUUGCCUUUCGCCAAAAAGGAAGUGGAGAUGAUCGGAGCGAUGCUCGGUAUCCAGCCACUCACCGGAAAAGCAGCAACCAAGGCUGAGGUGCUAAAGAGAAUCGGUUCGGUUGCUUUGGUGCACAUUGCUGCGCACGGAAAAAUCGACAAUGGGGAAAUUGCAUUGGCUCCAAAUCCAGAACGAAAAUACAGAAGACCGGAAGAACCAGAUUUCAUGUUAACCAUUUCAGAUGUACAAGCAGCUAAGUUGCGUGCAAAGCUUGUUGUGUUAAGCUGUCCUCACAGUGCACAGGGCAAAGUGUCAAGUGAGGGUGUGGUCGGCAUUGCACGGGCUUUUCUCGGUGCUGGUGCUCGUUCUGUUCUGGUCGCACUCUGGUCAAUUGAUGACGAGGCCACCAUGGAGUUUAUGAGAAGCUUUUACCAACAUCUGAAGGAUGGAAACAGCGCCAGUGUGUCACUCAAUCGGGCGAUGAAAUGUCUGCGAGAAUCACAAAAGUUCAAUGCCCCGCGGUUCUGGGCUCCGUUUGUACUCAUUGGUGAUGACGUCACAGUCGAUUUUGGACAAAUCUGUAAAGAAUCAUCCCAAGGAGAAGAAGCAUCAAUAACUGAAGUUGAGGGUCAAGAUGAACACGAACAGAUGCCAUAAAAGGAAAUUGCACUGAUGCAGUUCAGUAAAUACCAGUAAAGUAAAGUCUCUAAAGAAAAACACUGAAAAAAUACGUAAAAACCUGUCGACUUCACGUUGGUCUCGUGGGUAGGUUACCCGGGUCAAAAUUCGUCAGAGAAUUGCUGAAAAGUAAAUCA